Molecule: messenger RNA, 2238 nt
Organism: Monoraphidium neglectum
Lineage: Eukaryota; Viridiplantae; Chlorophyta; Chlorophyceae; Sphaeropleales; Selenastraceae
Product: heavy metal transporting ATPase
Exons: 3
Coding region: 1-2238 (745 amino acids)
Molecular function (GO): nucleotide binding
Source: RefSeq, a predicted model, not a curated record
AUGGGCGUCCCCUUUUUCGGCGACCGCGGCGCGCUGUACCGCGCGAUGGGCGUCCUCACCGCCGGCUCUCCCUGCGCGCUGGCGCUGGUGCCGCUCGCGUACGUCUGCGCCAUUGCGUCCAUCACCGCGCGCGGCGUGCUGGUGAAGAGCGGCGCCGCGCUCGACGCGCUCGCCGCGUGCGGGACCGUCGCACUCGACAAGACGGGGACGAUCACUGCGGGCGCGCUCACGCUGGCGGAGGGCUUUGCGAUCUCCCUUGGCGGCGGCGGCGGGGCGCGGCGGAUGGCGGGGGUGGACGAUUUAGUGUCGCGCAGCGGCGGCGGCGGCGGCGACGGCGAGUCGUCCGGCCCUGAUGAUGCUGGCGGCGCGGCGGACGCGGCGCCGGGCCCCGGCGCGGCGUUUGAUGAGGUGGCAGUCGCCUGCGCCGUGGCACUGUCGCGGCUGUCCAACCACCCUGUGUCGCGCGCGAUGGUAGAGGCGGCGCCGUCCGCGGACGCGUCCGUCGGCGUCGCGUCGUUCACGCAGGUGCCGGGCUCCGGCGUCGAGGGCGUGUGCACCGUGGCGGGCGGCCCGCCGGUCAUGGUGCGCUUCGGGGCGCUCGACUGGGUCGGAAGCUUCUUCGAGCCGUCAGCGCGGGAGGGCGCAGUCGCCGUUGCGGAGGGGGGCGAGGCGCUUGGCGGGGAGGGCGGCGGGCAGCAGCAGGGCGAGCCUGUUGGCGGCGGCGGCGAGGGCCUGCGGAUUGAGGAGCUGCGGCGGGCGGUGGGCGGCGCCAAGGGGCGCGCGUCCCGCGCGGUCGCGUUUGUGAGCGUCACGCCGCACUCUGAAGACGGCAAGCUGGACGGCUCCGACGACGCCUGGCGGGGGGAGCAGCAGCAGGGGCGGCAGCAAGGGCAGCAGCAGCAGCAGCAGCAGCACCAGCAGCAGCAGCAGCAGCAGCAGCAGCAGCAGAUCGCGAUGCUCUGCUUCGAUGACAUCAUCAUGCCCGGCGUCCCCGCCGCUGUCGGCGCGCUCUCCAGCGGCGCGUGGGUGCGCGGGCGCCGCGCGUCCCCAGCCCCCGAUGCGGCCGGUGCAGCCGGCGCGAGGCGGGCGCCGCGCGGCAGCUCGCGCCACGCGAAGCGUGUGGUCAUGCUGACAGGCGACAACCUCGGCGUUGCCACUGCGGUUGCGGCGGCGGUCGGCAUUGAUGAGUUCCGUGCGGGCCUGCGGCCGGAGGAGAAGCUUGCUUAUGUGCGAGAGGCUGCAGGGGCCGCUGCGGCGGCGGGCGCGCCUGGGGCGUCCGGGGAGCGCCCCGCAGCGGGCCGUGACGGCGGCGACGGCGGCAACCAGGCCAGGAAGGGGCAGAGGCAGGAGCAGCGGCGGCCUGUGGCUGUGGGCGGGGCCGGCGGGGGCCUGGUGAUGGUGGGCGACGGCAUCAACGACGCCCCGGCACUGGCGGCGGCGCAGGUUGGCGUCGCCAUCGCCGCCACCCCCAGCGACAUGGUGGCCGCGGCGGCCGACCUGAUCAUCCUCAACGGCCGCGGCGUUACCAACCUGCCGUGGCUCUUCAGGAUGGCAGACCGCACCCAGGCCGUCCUCAAGCAGAACCUGGUGCUUUCCCUGGUGUCUGUCGCCGUGGCCACGCUGCCGACGCUGGCCGGCCUGUUCCCCCUGUGGCUGGCCGUGACGCUGCACGAGGGCUCCACCCUGCUCGUCGCCCUCAACAGCCUCCGCCUGUUGGUGGACUCCCCACCUCCGCCGCCGCCAAAGCCGAAGCCGGCGCGCCAAGCGCCCGCGGCCGCUGCCGCGGCGGCGCCGGCGGCCGCGCCGGCGGCUGCUGAGGAGGGCGGGCCGCCGCCGGCGGGGGUGGCAGGGAUUCGCAAGGAGGCGUCCCUCGACUCGUCUGAGCCGGAGGGCUGGGACGCCAGCAGCAGCAGCAGCACCAGCAGCACCAGCAGCAACGGCGGCGGCGCCCGCUCCGCGAGCGACGCGGGCGGCAGCGACGCGGGCGGGACCGAGGACGGCGCCGGCGACGGGGCCGGGGAGGGCGCGGGCGCGGCCGCCAAGGUGGCGGCGCGCGGCGGCGUGGUGGGGCACGCGCUGCCAGGAAAGCAAGGGCCGGCCGCGCCCCUGCAGGCGGCGGCCGCGCUGCACGGCAUCGUUGCGCAGCGCCACAAAGACCGCUGGGCGUGCGCGCCGAUCAGCGCCGCGCCCGCGGGCAGGAAGGGCGCCCACUGCUCGCACUGCCGCGCCACGAUGUAG